AUGGCCUCUUGGACCUUGCCCUAUCGGGUUGAAGCUGUCGACCGCGACCCAGGCUUCUACUGGCAGGAUAUCGACAAUGGACCCAACGAUGGAUCAAACGACUUCUUCGGUCAGUUUCUCAACUUUGAUGGCGAAAUCCCAUCUUCUAUGGCCGAUCCACACGGUCACAACCCAUCAAUGCCGGCCCUAGCCAAUGGACUUAUCCUCGACCAUCCCGCCGAGUCUACUGCAUCUGCCUCAUCAGGCGUUUCAACAACUGAAGAUGAGUUCGAUUUCUUCUCCUGCAGUUCCCAGGUCGACGCGACAAUCCCCUCUCAGCCAGCCUCAUCCGCUGUCGCAAGUGCAUCGCAUGAGGUCGAUCCUCGAAGCCUCGCACUUGCGAGUGCCGUUGGACUGACGGACGAAAAGCCUCCCCUGGUACCUCGAGUUUCCAUGUCGGACCCAGAACUGCCCCGAGUUGAUGGCAUUUCACUACACUCUUCACCUGGAAAGCGGGUGCCUAUUUCACAACCAUCAUCGCCAACCCCACCCAACACAAUGGCCAGGAAACCCAACAAAUUCGUCGAGGCACUCUCAUCUACGAUUCGUAAAGCCAGUAAACUUCGCAAACCGAAGAAGCUCGUUGCCAUAGACCGCCCAGGCUCUCCUACCAUGGACAAUCCUCCCCGGGCCUUGCGACUGCAGCAUCACGAAUAUAGCAACGGUAAUGACGCAUUCCCCCCAUCGCCGACAUGCGGGCCGGAUAGCACCAACUUUGUUCAUGGGUUUUGUGACGAUCCCUUUAGUGAAAUUCCUCAGCCGCCUCCAAACAACUCUCUCCGCUUUUUCAGCGCCAACGGAAUCCACACACCAGCAGAAUCCCCAGGAGUCAAGACUGAACCUGGCCUUUAUCAUCCCGACAUGGCAGGACAGGUUCCUCAGUCAGCUUGGCAGCACCAGCAACACCCGCACUCACACCCUCAUCCACACCAGCAUCCCCAUCCACAUCCCCAUCCCCAUCCCCAUCCCCAUCCCCAUCCUCAUCCUCAUCCUCAUCCUCAUCCUCAUCCACACCCACAGGCCCAUGUUCAUCCUAACCCACACCAGCAACCUGUUACUGUUGUGGGCGCUGCACCCGAGACAUGGCCCGGGCAAGAGUACAUGGCUCAAAAUCCUCAUCAAAGCGGGUGGUGGGAUCUAAAUCUUUUAAACCAGAAUGGCGAAUAUGUUGUAGCCGAUCCGCAACAGCAGAAAAACGCCAGCCUCAACCUUGCCAUGCAUGCCCAGCAUGCGGAGUUGCCGUACGAGUACCAGAUCCACGAUCCCAAUUCGGCUGGCCUCAUGAUCCAUAUGCCACAACCGCGAAACGCCUCGGCUCCUAGUCACGACCUUUCGUUAAACACCCAGACCUACCUCCCUCCACCGCCUAUCCCUCCAACAUCAGAACGCCAUCGUCCGCCACGAGCCCCGUCUUCUGGAGCACGACACUUGUCUUGCUCUCCAAUCCGUAAGACACGCCAGCCGUCCAUUCCACCCACGCCCGCCACAGCACACUCGCGCCAUAGCUCGAAUGGGUCCGUCGCAUCAGCUCGCAGCGCCUCAGGUCGAGGUAUAGUACCGGGGACUCCCACGGCAAUGCGCAAGCAACGACGGUCCCGAGAUGCAAGCGGCAGCAGUGGAGGUGGCAGCGAGAUCGGGUUCGUCAAUUUUACUCCCAGCGACGGCGGUCUCUUAAUGACAGGUGUCGCGCCGAGCGGCAGUUCUAAGACCAAAGCGCGAAGAGAGCGUGAGGCGAUGGAACGGAGGCGACGAUUAAGUGAGGCGGCCAUGAAAGCGGUGCAAGCAGCAGGUGGUGAUGUCGACAAGCUGAUGGAACAAGGCUUUGCAUUUUAA
This is a messenger RNA of Fusarium proliferatum ET1, 1872 nucleotides long. RefSeq lists its product as uncharacterized. The transcript has a single exon. The record is from RefSeq and is a predicted model, not a curated record. The coding region runs from base 1 to 1872 and encodes 623 amino acids. NCBI's taxonomy places the organism in Eukaryota, Fungi, Ascomycota, Sordariomycetes, Hypocreales, Nectriaceae.